UGGAGGAAAGAAAUUGCUGCAGUAAUGAAGCUCGUACCGCUGUUAGUUUUUCAAUUGGUUGCCACCUACCAGAUGUGCACUGCCUGUAUUUAUGCCAGCUGCCCGAGUAAAUACCUAAACUUUUGGCUAUAUAAUGAGCAAACGUGGUCAUCCCCCGUUCUUUUGACUCCAGAAAAAUAUGAGAAACUCACUCAGGGGGGGGACAUUGCAAUAUUACUUCACGACUAUAUGGGAACUAAGGACACUUCACCCAACAACUGGUUGAGACAAAUAUUGGUUUACAGCAAAGAGGUCAAUGUCGUUUCUUUGGACUAUGCAGAGCUGGUGAAAGAGGGGUGCUAUGGGCUGGCCGUAUACAAUGUGCAUACGAUCAGCUCAUGCCUAGCGAAGCUCAUCGACAAACUGCUUGAGGUGGAUUGGAUGACACCAGACAAGCUCCAUGUUAUUGGCCAUGGCCUGGGCGCUCACGUAGCUGGUCAACUCUCCAACUAUGUGAAUCAGAAGCUUAAACACAUAACAGGCUUGGAUCCUUUAAGCGCGGAGUUUCAUAAAUUACAUAAAAGGGCGAAGUUGGACAAAGAUGAUGCAGAAUUCGUGGAUGUUAUUCACACGGAUCCAUUUGAGCGCGGCAUGUUGCUGCCUGUGGGCCAUGCAGACUUUUAUCCCAAUCCUGCUAUGGCCUAUCAAACAGGCUGUGAAAGUCCAAUUACUAGAAGCCUCUGUAAUCAUGAGCGAGCGUCUCAGUUGUAUGCUCAGUCUGUUCUAUCGUCCAUUGGUUUUUGGGGCUUGAAAAUGUGAAAAUAUGAUUAAAUACGCUGAAAAGGAUUGCGGACAACAUAUAUACGCAGUGAUGGGCUUACGGUAAUACCCCAAAGGACACCAACGGAUCUUACUUCUUACCCACGGGCCAAAUACCACACAUUCCCAAAUAAGAAAUAUACGUAGGAGUCUUAAAAAGUUGCAAAAAAAUAAAAUGAAGAUUGAGAUAAAUGUU
Molecule: messenger RNA, 994 nt
Organism: Drosophila busckii
Lineage: Eukaryota; Metazoa; Arthropoda; Insecta; Diptera; Drosophilidae
Product: pancreatic lipase-related protein 3-like
Exons: 3
Coding region: 25-798 (257 amino acids)
Molecular function (GO): lipase activity
Source: RefSeq, a predicted model, not a curated record